This is a messenger RNA of Centruroides sculpturatus (bark scorpion), 2566 nucleotides long. RefSeq names its product zinc finger protein 595-like. Gene Ontology annotation, molecular function: RNA polymerase II cis-regulatory region sequence-specific DNA binding; DNA-binding transcription factor activity, RNA polymerase II-specific. The transcript is spliced from 3 exons. The record is from RefSeq and is a predicted model, not a curated record. Lineage: Eukaryota; Metazoa; Arthropoda; Arachnida; Scorpiones; Buthidae. Gene Ontology annotation, biological process: regulation of transcription by RNA polymerase II. The coding region runs from base 204 to 1934 and encodes 576 amino acids. Gene Ontology annotation, cellular component: nucleus.
UUGAGGCCGAAAUCGAUUCAGUAAAAUAAAUUAUGUAAAUUAAUGAUACGUCAAUCCUUUGCCAAAUUCCUAAAACAUUGUUAGUUCUAUAAAACCGAAAUAAAAUAAAAUCUAUUGAUUAUUAGCAAAGAGCUCAAAAUUCUAUUCAUUUAUCACAAACACAACUGAAGUAUAUUUAUGGUAAUUAAGCAGCAACUGAACCGAUGCUUGAGAAGGAGAUACGUGGAAAUUGGAACCUUGUGAAUUUUGAAAAAAAAAGUUGCCAGAGCCCGCAAGUAACCUAUAACAAAAUGGAAGAUAAAUCGAAUCGUCGCCAUACGAGUUUUGAUAAAAUCGAUGGGAAUAGUGAUAUACAUAAAGUUUACGAGUGUGAAUUUUGCUCGGAGGCUUUUUCAUAUAAAUCUGGUUUAGAACAACAUUUAACAAAACACUCGAACGAAAAGCCUUUUCGAUGUAAAAUGUGCGACGAAACAUUCAAAUAUAAAACUACAUUGACUGUUCACGAGCAAUUGCAUACAGAAGAAAAACCGUUUAAGUGCGAAAUUUGUUCUCAAUCUUUUACCACUAGUAAACUCUUAAAAGAACACAAAAUAGUUCACGAUCCUGGAAGAAGUGCGAAGACAGAAAAAUAUGAUUUGCAUAGUAAAUUCCAUGUGAGAAAAGCAAAUUACCCAAAUGAAAGUUUAGAGGAAGCAGGACCUUAUUCGGCUCACACUCACGAAGAGAUGAUGCAAGCAGAAUUGUCUUCAGCUCACAUUUACAAAAAUAUGACACAGGAAAAACCGUAUUCAGCUCACAUUUACGAAGGGAUGACACAAGCAGGACCGUCUACACCUCAAAUUUACGAAGGGAUGACGCAGGCAGAACCGUCUUCAGCUCACACUCACAAAUGGAUGAUGCAGACAGGACCGUUUUCAGCUAACAUUUACAAAGGGAUGACGCAGGCAGAACCGUUUUCAGCUCACACUUAUGACUGGACGAUGCAGGCAGGGCAAUAUUCACCUCACACCCACGAAUCGAUGAUGCAGGCAGGACAGUCUUUACUUCACACCCACGGAUGGAUGAUGCAUGCAGAACAAUCUUUACCAUACACCCACAAAUUGAUGAUGUAUGCAAGACAGUCUUCAGCUCACACUAACGAAUCGAUGAUGCAGGCAGGACAGUCUUUACUUCACACCCACGGAUGGAUGAUGCAGGCAGGACAGUCUUUACCUCACACCCACGGAUGGAUGAUGCAGGCAGGACAGUCUUUACCUCACACCCACGGAUGGAUGAUGCAGGCAGGACAAUCUUUACCUCACACCCACGGAUGGAUGAUGCAUGCAGAACAAUCUUCAGCUCACACUCACGAAUUGAUGAUGCAGGCAGGACCGUCUUCAGCUCUUACUUACGAAGAAAUGAUGCAUGCAGGAUCGUAUUCAGCACACACUUAUGACUGGACGAUGCAGGCAGGGCUGUCUUCAGCUCACACUCAAGAAGGCAUGAUGCAUGCAGGACAGUCUUCAGCUCACACUUAUGACUGGACGAUGCAGGCAGGGCUGUCUUCAGCUCACACUCAAGAAGGCAUGAUGCAUGCAGGACAGUCUUCAGCUCACACUUAUGACUGGACGAUGCAGGCAGGGCUGUCUUCAGCUCACACUCAAGAAGGCAUGAUGCAUGCAGGACAGUCUUCAGCUCACACUUAUGACUGGACGAUGCAGGCAGGGCUGUCUUCAGCUCACACUCAAGAAGGCAUGAUGCAUGCAGGACAGUCUUCAGCUCACACUUAUGACUGGACGAUGCAGGCAGGGCUGUCUCCAGCUCCUACUCACGAAGGAAUGAUGCAGGCAGGAUCUUCCUCAUUUCAAAAUCCAAGUUUAACUCUGGAUGAACAAAGAGACUUCGAAGUGAAAAAGAAUAAAAGAAAAAGAUAUACGCCGAUAAAAUCAAGUUGAACAUGAAUUCAAAAAUUUAUUAGAAUAAUUAUAGAAUUCUGUAAAACGAAAAGUACCGAUGAAACGAACAUAUUUAAAAUUUUAUUUCGGCCUAUAUUCGCAAAUUUUUAAAUGAUUUUAACUGAUUUUUAUUGAAUAUUUGUAUUUUGAAUAAUUUUGUAAUUAAAAACAGCUUUUAUUUUAUUGAAAAUUUAUUAUUUUAUUGAUUUAAUCGAAGGGAAACAUUCAAACGUCAAGACUACACCACAGCGAUAACAUAGUCCAACUUCAGAUAGGCAUUAUAUGGAAUAGAAAGUGUCAUUGACUUAUUUUGGAAGACUUGUGCUUUGUUGAGGCAACAUAAAUCAGGCUUGUAUUUUAGUACUUUGGUAUAUACAAACUUUAAUUUAAGGAAUGAAAAAAUUCGAAAGAAAUAGAAUGACGUCUUUAUGGACGGUCUUUAAAGAAUUCGGCUCCCUGUCUCACACACAUUGAAGACGAAGUGUUGCUGCCUCAAGGUACAGACGUGUGUGUUUCGUGUCUGACUUUCAAAGAAGAAAGAUUAACUACUGGUCACAUAAAUUUAAAGUUUUUCACGGGCCGAACCAGAAGCUGCCAAUGAAAGAUUUUGAGGGGGUGCAAAAUCUCAUUGU